Cornus florida is the source of this 885-nucleotide messenger RNA. RefSeq lists its product as uncharacterized. The transcript has a single exon. The record is from RefSeq and is a predicted model, not a curated record. NCBI's taxonomy places the organism in Eukaryota, Viridiplantae, Streptophyta, Magnoliopsida, Cornales, Cornaceae. Gene Ontology annotation, cellular component: plasma membrane. Bases 1 to 762 code for a protein of 253 amino acids.
AUGGCUUCUACAGCUCCUCCAGAAACUGGGACAAGGACAGAACAGCCACAGCCAAACCCACAGGGGCAGCCUCAGUCGGUGCCCUACGCGUACCCUGCUCCUCCACCAUAUCCUGGUUAUCCCUACGCUGCGCCACCUCCGGCUGCUUAUUACACCACCACCCGACCCUACGCGGUGGAGCACCAAUAUCACGUCUUUAGCCGUGUCAUGUGCAUGAUCAUGAUCACAUUUCUCAUAGGUAUGAUCUUUUUGCUCAUCAUUCCGUUGCUAGUAUUCGGUAAAUACACAUCCGAAUUCCAAGUCGAGACCCUAUCCGUACCCUCCUUCAACGUCUCGGACACCUCAUUGAAGGCGAAUUGGGAAGCCAAAGUGAAGGUGAAGAACGUGAAUGAGAAGUCAGAUGCUUACUAUUAUCAUGUAGAGAGCUCCAUAAAUUAUAAAGAUAGUAUUUUGGCGGUGUCAUUGGUGAAUCCUUUUCGAUUGGGGAAGAAGGACACAAGUAACAUAAACGUAGAGUUAGCUUCCAAGGCAGAGCACAGCGGGAUGGAAGAUAAGAUACUGAAAGAGAUUGGGAAGGAUCGGAGUGGUGGGGCGGUGACUUUCAAUUUGAAGUUUGGAGUGGUGGCAGUGUUUUCGUCCGGGAUAUGGAAGAGGGAAGCAAGAAUGUCGAUUGUUUGUGAUGAUUUGAAGGUUAAUUUUGGAGGUGGUAAUGGUGCCGGAACAUUGAGCAGUGGGGAGCACAAGUGUGUAACCUAUAUAUGAAUAUUCAUGUGUAUAUAUUCCUCUUUCUUGUUUAUUUAAGAAGAUGGUCCUUUGGUGCGUGACUUGGUUUUGCAUGGUCUAUUCAUGCUAUAUAUAGUCCAUGAUUAAUACACAGGUAGGAGU